Messenger RNA from Thamnophis sirtalis, 470 nucleotides. The record is from RefSeq and is a predicted model, not a curated record. Lineage: Eukaryota; Metazoa; Chordata; Lepidosauria; Squamata; Natricidae.
AGAUUCGAGACUUGGUCCGACUUCUACCUGAAUACGAUCUACCGGCUGGGCUGCAGUCAAAGCAGUGUAAACGGUGCGGCGUUGUGGGGAGCAGCAGCGUGUUACACGGGUUGAAGCUGGGCUCCACCCUGAACCACUUUGACAUUGUCAUAAGGUUAAACGACGCACCCGUCCGGGGAUACACAAAUGAUGUCGGCAACAGAACCACAAUACGGAUGACCUAUCCUGAAGGAGCGCCUUGGUCUCAAGAUGAAUAUUUCCCAAAUAGCUUGUUCGUGGCAGUAUUAUUUAAGAGUGUUGAUUUUGCAUGGGUAAAAGCGAUGGUGAAAAAUGAAUCAUUACCGCUCUGGAUGCACUUGUUCUUUUGGCAAAAGGUGGUGAUGAAAAUCCCCGUUAGUCCCAGGAAGUUCCGGAUUUUGAACCCCAUCCUGGUGAAGGAGACAGCGCUGGAUAUCCUGCAAUACUCAGAA